AUGCUUCUUGGAACUUUUAUAUCUAUCUGUCUUCUUCCUUUUUAUCGUUUCUAUUUUCUUCCUUUUUCUAUUUUCUUUCUUUCUUUCUUUCUUUUUGGAAAUUUUCUUUUUUUCCUUAUUUCUUCUUUUUUUCCCUAUUUCUUUCUGCGUGGAGAUUUUCUUUCGUUCUAUCUUUUUUUAUUUUUGGAAAUUCUUUAUUUUCUUUGUUUUCUUUAUUUCUUUAUCUUCUACUUUCUUCCUUUCUUUUUGGAGAUGAUCGUUCUGUUUUAUUUUCUGUUCUUUUCAUAUUUUUUUUCUUUCCUUCUUUUUGGAGAUGCUCUUUCCGGUUUUCUUCUUUUUCUUCAAUCGCUUACCUUUGGUUUUAAAUUUCACUCUUCCACUUGUUUCUCUUUUUUUUUCCCUUCUUUUUUUUCUCUUCUUUUUUCUCUUCUUUUUUUUCUCUUCUUUUUUCUCUUUUUUUUUCUCUUCUUUUUUCUCUUUUUUUUUUCUCUUCUUUUCUGCAUUUCUAUUUUUUUUUUAGAUUCUAUAAACCCUUCCUCACUUCCUUCUUCCUCCUCCUUUUCUUCUUCUUCUUCUUUUUCUCCUUCUUUUUCUUCUUCUUCUUCUUCUUUCCACGUUACUUUUUCAUUCCUACCUCCCUUCUUUCCUCCCUUCCUUCCUCUUUUCUUCUUCCUUCCUUCCUUAUUUCCUGUCUUCCUUCUUCUCCUUUCUUCCUUCUUUCAUUCCUUCCUUCCUUCUGAUUCAUUCCUUGCUUUUUUCAUUCAAUAUUCUUUCUUCCUUUCUUUUUGGAGAAGAUCCUACUGUUUUACUUUCUUUCUGUUUUUUCAUUUUUUUUUCUUUCUUUCUUUUUGUCAAUGCUCUUUCCGUUUUUUUAUUUUAUUUUUUUUUUUCUUGAAUCCUUUAUCUUUGUUUUCUUUUUUUUCUUUAUUGCAUUUUACUUUUUUCACAUUUUACUACUUUGUCACGUUAUUUCCGGAUUUUGAUUCUAUCUUUUUUAUAUCAAUAGCAACUUCCUUCCUUCCUUCCUUCCUUCCUUCCUUCCUUCCUUCCUCUUUCCCUUCCUCUUUCUUCUUCCUUCCUUCCUUCCUGCCUUCAUUCAUUCAUUCCUUUUGUCUUCUUCUCCCUUUCUUUCUUCUUCUUUUUCUUCUUCUUUCUCACUUUCUUUCUUCUUCCUCCUUCCUUCCUUCCUUUUGUCCUCUUCUUCUCCUUUCCUCCUCUUUCUUCCUCUUCUGCUUCUUCUUCUUCUCCUUUCCUUGCUUCCUUCUUCUUUCCUUCUUCUCCUCCUCCCUACCUUCAUUCCUUCCUUUCCUCUUCUUCUUCUUCUUUCUCACUUCUUUCUUCUUCCUCCUUCUUUCUUCUUCUUCUUCUUCUUCCUCCUUCCUUCCUUUUGUCUUCUUUUUCUCCUUUCCUUCCUUCUUCUUCUUCUUCUUCUUCUAUCCCCAUUUCCCCCUUCCUUCCUUCCUUCCUUCCUUUUGUGUUCUUCUUCUCCCUUCGUCCUUCUUCUUCUUCUUCUUCUUCUUUCCUUGCUUCCUUCCUUUUGUCUUCUUCUUCUCCCUUCCUUCCUUCCUUCCUUCCUUUUGUUUUCUUCUUCUCCCUUCCUUCCUUCCUUUUGUCUUCUUCUUCUCCUUUCCUUCCUUCCUUCCUUCCUUCCUUCCUUCCUUCCUUCCUUCCUUUUCACCUUUUAUCUUUCAUUUCUCUCGUUUCAUUUUCUGCUUUAAAUUAUUGUUUUUAUUUAAGUAUUUCAUUUAUCCCCUUUACUCUUCUUUCGAAACAUUCUCUCUCUCUCUCUCUCUCUCUCUUUCUGAUCCCUGCUUCUUGUUGCCCUCUUCUUUCACCCUUUUCUCCACCUUUCCUUCACUGAUUGAUUGCUUGCUUUUCUCAUUCAACAUCGAUGCGACUUUAAUCAAAUCUCCCCCUCUCUGUUUCUACCUCUCUGUUUCUAUCUCUUUCUUUUUCUUACGUAUUCUUCUACUCCUCAUCCUCUCCCUAUUUUACUGUCACGAAAUGCUUCAACCAUCUGCCAUAUUUUAG
This is a messenger RNA of Acanthosepion pharaonis, 2031 nucleotides long. Lineage: Eukaryota; Metazoa; Mollusca; Cephalopoda; Sepiida; Sepiidae. The record is from the annotation of a GenBank genome assembly.